Molecule: messenger RNA, 2166 nt
Organism: Clavispora lusitaniae ATCC 42720
Lineage: Eukaryota; Fungi; Ascomycota; Pichiomycetes; Serinales; Metschnikowiaceae
Gene: DUR3
Product: Dur3p
Biological process (GO): putrescine transport; urea transmembrane transport; spermidine transport
Cellular component (GO): plasma membrane
Molecular function (GO): spermidine transmembrane transporter activity; urea transmembrane transporter activity; putrescine transmembrane transporter activity
Source: RefSeq, a predicted model, not a curated record
AUGUCUUCUGCAGCCUACAUUCCGCUCCCUCAAGGAGCUGGCUUUGCCGUUGUUGUUGGUUUAGGUGCGGUUUUCGCCGCAGGCAUGGUGCUCACCACCUUUUGUCUCAAGCGCUACAACAAAGAAAUCAUGACUGCUGAAGAGUUCUCCACCGCCGGUAGAUCUGUCAAGACAUUUUUGCUUUCUGCUGCGGUUGUGUCGUCCUGGACUUGGGCUGCGACGCUUCUUACGUCUACAGUCCAGGUGUACAACAAUGGUGUCUCUGGUGCCUUGUACUACGCUGCAGGUGCUUCUGUCCAAAUCAUUUUGUUCGCCUGUUUGGCCAUCAAAGGAAAGGAGAGAGCUCCAUCUGCUCACACCUACCUUGAAAUCAUUAAAACCCGGUACGGUAGCAUCACCCACGGCAUCUAUUGCUUUUGGGGCUUCGCUACCAACGUGUUAGUUACGGCCAUGUUAUUGACUGGUGGUUCCGCUGUGGUUCACGAUUUGACCGGAAUGAAUGUGGUGGCUGCAUGUUUGUUGUUGCCACUCGGAGUGGUGGUUUACACCUUGUUUGGUGGUAUCAAAGCUACGUUUUUGACUGACUAUGCGCACACAGUCGUGAUUGUGGUGAUUAUGUUGGUUUUCGGCUUCAAUGCGUUUGCCAUUUCGGACAAAUUGGGCUCACCGCUGGCGGUUUGGGAGGCAGUAACUAAGUUGGCACUUACGCAACCACGUUCUGGUAAUGCUGGAGGCUCUUACUUGACCAUCAAGUCCCAUUCGGGUGGUAUUUUCUUUGUCAUCAACAUUGUUGGUAACUUUGGUACGGUGUUCUUGGAUAAUGGAUACUUCAACAAGGCUUUUGCCUCAGACCCAGCUGCCACUUUACCUGGGUACGUUAUUGGUGGAUUGGCAUGGUUUGCUAUCCCAAUGUUUGUGGCUACAACCAUGGGCCUCACUGCCUUAUCUUUGCAAGACACCCCUGCUUGGCCAACAUACCCUAACAAGAUGACACCAGCCGAAGUCAGCGCAGGUUUGGUAUUACCCAAUGCUGCUGUGGCAUUAUUGGGCAAAUCGGGUGCCGUGAUGAGUCUUUUAUUGGUCUUCAUGGCUGUGACUUCUGCCAUGUCUGCUGAAUUGAUUGCCGUAUCAUCGAUCUUCACUUAUGAUAUCUACAGAACAUAUGUGGAGCCCAAGGCUCUGGGAAAGAAAUUGAUGUUGAUGUCGCAUGCUUCCGUCAUUGUCUUCGCCUACGUGAUGGCUGGCUUUGCCAUUGGUUUGUACUAUGCGGGUAUCUCCAUGGGAUACUUGUAUGAGUUGAUGGGUGUCAUCAUCGGCGGUGCGGUGUUGCCAUCGGCUUUAACAUUACUCUCGAGCAGACAAAACUGGGCAGCAGCAACCUAUACACCUCCAGUCGCUACGGCCUUAGCCAUCAUGUCGUGGUUGGUCUGUACAAAGAAAAAAUUUGGUCUGAUCAGUGUGGACACAACAUUCAUGGACGAUGCUAUGUUGACGGGAAAUGUUGUGGCUUUAUUGUCGCCUAUGAUAAUCAUUGUGGUUUUGACAUUAGCAUUCGGACCUCAGAAUUUCGACUGGAACUUGUUGAAAACCAUUACUCGUGUGGACGAAGAGGAAGAGUUGUUGGAGGCCGAAGGUGAACAAACGGACCCAGAGAAACUCGCACCUGUGAGAUCGCAAAUCACUCAGGUGGCACAUGAAAUUGCCAUUGACCAAGCUGAGAAGUAUGCAGCAGAAAGCGCUCGAUUGAACCACGCUUUCAAGAUUGCCAUCACAAUUUGCUGUGUUUUGGCCGUGUGUUUGAUUUUGUUGUGGCCAAUUCCUAUGUACGGAACAGGCUACAUUUUCUCUCGUCAUUUCUUCACGGGCUGGAUUGUUGUUUUGUUCAUCUGGUCAUUCUUCACGGCAUUCGUUGUUAUUAUCGGCCCCCUUUGGGAAGGCAGAGAAGGAAUCGCUACUACUGUGAGAGGAAUCUAUUGGGACUUGAGUGGACAGACACACAAGUUGAGAGCAUGGCAAAAUGACCAUCCAGAAAAAUUGCACGCCGUGCAAAGUCAGGUUUCAGCCGAGUUGACCAGAAUCACUAGCGUGGAUGGCCGCGUUGUGGAAGGAGGCUAUCUUACGCCGCACCAUAUUGACGUUGAGUUAGAAGACGCGAAAAAGGAUUAA